AGAACUAAUGAGUACGUGUCCAGGUUCUCUUUGCUUCAAGGUUCUUUGCUUCUUUACCCAUCAGCGAUCAGCGUUUCAUAGAGUCGCGCCUGCACUUGCCAGGCUCAGCAAAGACCGGUGGAUGAUACCGAUUAAGCGAAUCCUCCGCAGGCCAACAUGUUUUUCUCUUUUUCUCUCUCUCACACACAUACCUACAUACACACAAUCUCCCUCUCCCUCUCCCUCAAGCCCCGCCCCCUAGUCGACGCGACGCUUGUCCCUCCAUCGUACCACCCUUGACGUCGUCGCCCAACUAUCGUAUCUCCCCAUUUACACCACUCGGUAAACUCACCUGGAAACUCACCUGGAAACCCUGUCCACACCCAUGAAAUGGUACCACCACGCCUCAGAGCUUCGACGCCACCGCCCGACCUCGUCCCUCCCAAUGUUCAAGCACGGCACCCCGGUCAAGAUCGUCCUCGAUCCCUCCUCACCUCUAUCGCGCCAUUGACGCUUCUGGCACUCUCCAUCAUGCUCUCGCCAUCCCAUUCGCUCUUGCUGCUAUCUCGGCCGCUUCCAGAAUCACUCCAGUGGAUCACAGGGUAGCAUCUCCGUCCUAAAGCCCUGUCUUCCACGCACAAGCUUUCUUCUCCUCUCGCAUGAACAACAUGCCUCGUUGCCUCGCUAGCAUCAGCUCACCAGACCAGCAACAAGCAUGUCUGCAAGACACCCUGGCACGCCUGGGUAUUCCAACCGAUAUGCCCUCGACAUCUCUGGGCUUGCUGUCGAGCGCUGUACAUAUACCAUCACUCCCGCUCUCUCCUAUUUCAGUUGGCUCAGACCGCUGUCGUGACACUCUGAUCACGGGUUUGCAUCCGAUUCCUUGUACAACCACAGCCAUCUCCCCCUCUUAGGUCCCAAUCUCGCUCUGCACAUCUUCCUCUGUGGACAGCAUCAUGGCCGAGAAGUUAGAUUUCCAUACCACUUCGGGUUCCGAGUCUCCAGACCACCUCACUCCCGGUAACCAGGAACAGCUCAACAAGAACGAGGUGAGAGAAGGCUACCCACGGCGUUUGCACGUCUGUUCUGAACACUGACAUGACCUCCUUCUCUUCAGGCCCGUCGAGGCUCCAAGCUCAAUGAAGCCACCGACAUCUACGGCGAUGUCGCAACUGCCGAAGAGUAUGGCUAUGUCUCGCGAGGUCUCAAGUCCCGUCACAUCCAAUUCAUCGCCCUCGGUGGCACCAUCGGUACCGGUCUCUUCCUUGGUAUUGGUCGAGCCUUUCUCCAGGCAGGCCCUCUCUCCGUCCUCCUCGGCUAUACCUUUACCGGCUUGGCCGUCUUCGCCAUGAUGUUCUCCUUGGGAGAAAUGGCAACCUGGCUUCCUCUCCCUGGUGCAAUUCCCCAGUUCUGCUCUCGCUAUGUUGAUGAUGCCAUGGGUUUCGCCGUCGGCUGGAACAACUGGUACUCGUGCUCUAUCACCCUGUGCGCCGAAAUAUCCGCAGCUGCAACCGUCAUCCAAUUCUGGGAGGGCGCAAGAGAUAUCAAUGUCGCCGCUUGGAUCUCUAUCGUCAUCGUUCUCGUCCUCUGUCUCAACAUCUUCGCCGUUUCCAUCUAUGGAGAAGCCGAGUUCAUCUUUGCCUCCAUCAAGAUAAUCACCAUUAUCGGCCUUCUGAUCCUGGCACUCAUCAUAAACCUCGGUGGUGUCCCAGGUCAACCUCGCCUUGGUUUCCACUACUGGAGAGAUCCUGGCGCCAUGAAGCCUUAUAUCGCAGAUGGCGCCGCUGGUCGUUUCCUGGGUUUGUGGUCAACUCUCGUCAACGCCGCCUUCUCUUACGGUGGGGUUGAAAUGGUCGCUGUUGCCGCCGGCGAGGCCGAAGAUCCCCGUCGAAAUAUUCCCAAGGCCGUGAAGCGAGUCUUCUGGCGUAUUCUGUUCUUCUAUGUCUUGGGAUCCUUGGCGAUUGGAGUCUUAGUCCCCUCAAAUGAUGAGAACCUGAUCAACGCCCGAGAGUCUGGUGCAGCCGGUGCCGCCCAGUCUCCCUGGGUUAUCGCCAUCAGUCGUGCCGGAAUCGACGUCUUGCCGUCUAUCAUUAAUGCCGUUAUUCUGACCUCGGCCUCGUCGUCCGCGAAUGCAUUUCUGUACACAGGAUCCCGCUACCUUUAUGCCCUUGCCCAGAACCGACAGGCUCCGAGGUUUCUCCUCAAAUGCACAAGGACAGGAGUUCCGCUCUGGUGUGUCUUGAUUACCUGCGCAAUCUCCCUCAUCACCUACCUCUCCUGUUCAGCCGGCUCUUCCAAAGUCUUUGCCUGGUUUCAGAACUUGACCACCAUCAGUACUCUGUUCACAUGGGUCAGCAUAUGCAUUGCUUACGUACGCUUUCACCAUGCACUCAAAGCUCAGGGAAUCGACCGCAACACUCUACCGUUCAAGUCGCCCUUCCAGCCAUACCUUGCCUAUGUCUCUGGCAUCUUCUUUGCUCUGAUCAUUUUUUUCAAUGGUUUUGAUAGUAUUGCUGGUGGUUGGGAUUGGCAGGCCUUUAUCACCGAUUACAUUGGCAUCCCCAUUUAUUUUGCAUUGUAUCUCUUCUGGAGAGUGCUCAAGCGGACCCAUUUUGUCAAGUCGUCUGAGGCCGACUUGUUUACUGGUAAGGCCGCUCUCGAUGCCGUUGUCUGGCCUGAGCGGAUCCCUCGAAACAUUAUUGAGAGGUUCUGGUUCUGGCUUGCGUGAUUGUCUCCAACUGGAUGAAAGUUCAUGGUUGACUCACAGACAGCUGUGAUGCCGAUCAUUUGACAAUUGGGUUCGGAACAAUGAAUUGAGAGCGAAUCUCGAGUGUCACUGCGACGAUGAGUAGUAAUACAAAAGAUCAAAUCUAGUUCUCUUGUGAUUUUAUGACAAGUUUUGUUCGACGACGAGUUGAGCCAGAGAUGCAGGGUAAAGGAGAAGAAGAAGACGUGAAUACUCAAAUAAUUCCAUUGAACUAGCGCUGGGCAAGUAGUGUCGUCCGAAACGAAAGCUCCCGGCUCAAAAGCUCGAAAGAAGGAUAAUCAUGUUGGUGGUUGGAGGGAGUGGGAGGGGUGAGAUUUAAUUAUAUCAGCCUCGUGGCUUCUCAUUGGCCUGUGGAGCAAACAACAACCUCUCCCUUGCGGAACAGCUUGUGUUGAAGGGCGUGCCCGUUGUCAUCAUCUUUUUUAGCUUGUUGCACUUCGAUAUGGUCUGAUCCUGGAUUCUUUCCUCAUUGGCUUGCCCUUGCAAGUCACGCACAUCACACAAAGCGUGGCGUCAACCCUCAAAGUCGCUUUAAUCAAUAAUAUGGCUAUCCUUGGUACGGCCUUGUUCUGCAAGAACAUAUAUCAUAUCUAUGCAAGAUCUAAC
Exophiala mesophila is the source of this 3352-nucleotide messenger RNA. RefSeq lists its product as hypothetical. Lineage: Eukaryota; Fungi; Ascomycota; Eurotiomycetes; Chaetothyriales; Herpotrichiellaceae. Gene Ontology annotation, biological process: amino acid transmembrane transport. The coding region runs from base 1328 to 2707 and encodes 459 amino acids. Gene Ontology annotation, cellular component: membrane. Gene Ontology annotation, molecular function: amino acid transmembrane transporter activity. The record is from RefSeq and is a predicted model, not a curated record. The transcript is spliced from 2 exons.